AUGGUGCCUAGACAUAUCUUUGAUGAUAUCAAGGUUGAUGACAAUGUUGGACCAUACAUACAAAGUCAUGAUGGCACUGAAAUGGCAUCUAGCUUUCACCUUCGCUGCUCGAUAGGCUAUGCGGAGCUUUACCUCCACAUCCACCUCUGCAUCUGCAUCAACUUCAGAGGCACAUACUCCUCCUACAGCAUCAACCUCAGCUUCAGCUUUGCAGAUGAGGAAAUUACCUUAAUCUCUGUGCUGUUGGGUUUGGCCUAUGUGGUCGGUGACGCCCGGCCAAUCAUCAAUGUUCUGGACUAUGGGGCUGUGGGAGAUGGCAAGCAAGAUGAUACCCAGAGUUUCUUAAGGGCUUGGGGUGUUGUCUGCUUGGACUUUGGGUUGCCAAAAUUACUUAUCCCUCUAGGAAAGACAUUCUUGUUGAGCCAGAUAGCAUUUGAAGGUCCCUGUAAUUCCAACAUCCACGUCCAGGCUAGUGGAAAUAUUGUGGCACCAUAUAAAUUGUGGACCUCUGAAUUCACCACUUGGGUCUCAUUCAGAAACGUCAACAAUCUCACCAUUGAUGGUUCUGGCCAGAUCGAUGGCCAAGGUUCCAUCUGGUGGGACUGCAAAUUAAGCAGUGAGGCCCAGCCAAUCAUUAAUGUUCUGGAUCAUGGGGCUGUGGGAGAUGGCAAGCAAGAUGAUACCCAGAGUUUCGUAAAGGCUUGGGGUGUUGCCUGCUUGGAUUUUGGAUUCCCAACGCUACUUAUCCCUCCUGGAAAGACAUUCUUGCUGAGCCAGAUAGCAUUUGAAGGACCCUGUAAAUCCAGCAUCCACGUUCAGGUUAGUGGAAAUAUUGUGGCACCAAAUACAUUGUGGACCUCUGAAUUCAGCACUUGGAUCUUAUUCAGAAACGUCAAUGAUCUCACAAUUGAUGGUUCUGGCCAGAUCGAUGGCCAAGGUUCCAUCUGGUGGGACUGCAAAAUAAAGCAGGCAUUUGGGAUCUCAGCCUGCAAUAAUGCUUACAUGGAUGGCAUAAAAUUUAUAAACAGCCCAGGAAAACAUCUCACCAUACACGGCAGCUCAUGGGUCCACAUUAAGGGUCUUAGCAUUACAGCUCCGGCGGAGAGCCCUAAUACCGACGGCAUGUACAUCCAAGCCUCCGAGCAUGUUGAAGUUCGUGACACCAUCAUCGGAACAGGAGAUGAUUGCAUAGCCAUCGGUACGGGCUCUUCGGAUGUGAACAUCACCGGGAUUUCAUGCGGCCCUGGUCAUGGCAUAAGCAUUGGAAGCUUGGGAGGCGACAAUUCUAUGGCAACGGUUGAGGGUGUCCACGUCUCAUACUCUAAUUUCUAUCAAACGACCAAUGGUGUGAGGAUUAAGACAUGGCAGGGAGGGUCUGGUUUUGCAAGAGGAAUCUCCUUCGAGCACAUCAACCUUACUUCAGUUCAAAACCCUAUCUUAAUAGACCAAUUCUACUGUAUCACGAGGAACUGCCAGAAUUCAACAUCGGCUGUGAAAUUGAGCGAUGUUCGAUAUGCUGAUGUACAUGGAACCUCGGCAACAGACGUGGCCAUCAAUCUUGCGUGCAGUGAGACCGUUCCUUGUUCUGGCAUUGUUUUGGAAAGCGUCCGCAUUGUUUUGGACCAAGCUGCCAAGGGGAAUCAACCGACCUCCUAUUGCCUCAAUGCCCAAGGCAGUAAAGUUGGUGAAGUCACCCCGGAUGUCCCCUGCUUGAAAUAG
Elaeis guineensis (African oil palm) is the source of this 1719-nucleotide messenger RNA. The record is from RefSeq and is a predicted model, not a curated record. NCBI's taxonomy places the organism in Eukaryota, Viridiplantae, Streptophyta, Magnoliopsida, Arecales, Arecaceae.